Trichogramma pretiosum is the source of this 6358-nucleotide messenger RNA. It is a transcript of the gene sky, whose product is annotated as TBC1 domain family member 24. The transcript is spliced from 11 exons. The record is from RefSeq and is a predicted model, not a curated record. NCBI's taxonomy places the organism in Eukaryota, Metazoa, Arthropoda, Insecta, Hymenoptera, Trichogrammatidae. Bases 1378 to 3294 code for a protein of 638 amino acids.
CACACAUAUACCUAUACCUAUAUACAGCUCGACUCUGCGCCUAUUAGAGCGAGUUUUCGCAGUAAUAGCGCAGCAACGAACGCGACAAGAAGCUCUCGCUCGAGCCUCAGCAGCAUACACAUUACACAUACGUAUAUAAUAUAAAGGAGUCGUGUGUCGUGCAGUCGAGUCGCGCGACCGAAAACACGAAAUAACAGCAGCGUAUAUAUAGCUUGAUUCGAAGCCUAUCGAUAAAAUACAUAGCGCAGCACACACACACACACACUCGAGAGGAGCAACAACAACAAUAAUAAUAAUUGCUCGUGUGUGCAUAGGCUGUGUAUUAGCUCUCUGGUGCGCGCGUGCGUGUAUGUGUCUCUCUCUCUCUCUCUCUCGUUUCUGCCCAGUGAGUGUGCGAGUGCGUGCGAUCCCCGCCUGUGUCAGUGUGCGCGUGUGUAUAAUACAUUGCAAUAACUAUAUCGCGCCUAUAUAUAGGCAAGUGGAUAUAUAGAGCCCACUGCUCUCUUAUAUACAACACUCGGCUCCACAGUCAGCAGCAGCAGUUCUCUCACACUUUGGCUACACAUACACACAUCUACCUAUAUACUCAUCGUCGUACACAGCAGCGAUCGCGGGGCAGCAGCAGCAGCAGCAGCAGCUCUGAAAAGCGCGUGAUACACAUUAUAUACAUAUAGUAACACACACAGACAUAUACACGACAGAGAAGAGAAUCACCACAGACCCAUCGGUGUACUCUAACUCUUUUGGCACGCACAGUAGCAGUCGCAUCACAUUGUACAAAUAGGCAGGCUAUAUAAUACUAACGCACGCACACCACCACCACCACCAACCGCAUCUUCGUGGAAAAACGGAAGAAAAAAAAGUUGCACGCGAGUUAAAGCAGCAAGUUUUGGAAGACGUGCGAGAGAAGAAGAAGUAAAAAAGAGUGCUAAAAUAUACAGUUUUUGAGCUCUCCGAGUUGCAUCGAUAUAGAUAUAUAUAUACCGUCGUCGUCGCGCAGACACACACACACAUGCAAAAGUACGUGUGCGCGAGUCUUCAUGUAUAAUUCCCAGCAAAAAAUGUACGCUGAAAGUUCGAAGGAAAUUACGUAAAGUAUCUGUCGUCAAAAUGCCUCCCGCCUGGAGCUUCGAUAAUCCAGGAGCAGCUCCCUAAAAGCUCGCUUCGGAGAGCUUCCAACAAAUAAGCAAAAAAAUAAAAGGCCAGUGCUGUAUCGACCGAGCAAACACUUUGGACAUCACACACACACACAGCUAGAGGAAUCUUCAUUUUAAAAAAAGCAAAAAAUUAAACAAACAAAAAAAAAUAGAAAAAAAAAACUUGAAAAAAAAAAUCACUCAAAAAAAGUCAGUGCGACGCCGUGGCGUCGUUUGAAACAUGCUCGUAACGCCGUUUCCCAGCUCGAUAGACAAUAAUCAGCAGCAGCCGUCGCAGGAGAACAACGAGUUGAUCGAAGGAGACGGCAGCAUGAUGAACAAGCAGCCACAGAACAAGACAGCCGGCGGCUUGGCUAACAACGAGGUCGGAGUCGGCGAGGACGACAAGCACCAGGAGCCGUUUCCGCCCCACGUCGACGUCGAGAACAUCGUGAUACUCUCCGAGUCGCCGAGCAGCAAGCGCCAGACCCUCAAGACGUUCGCCGAGGUGCAGGCGCUGCUGCAGGCGGACAAGGUGCGCGAGGUCAAGCUGAUUCUACGAGAGAACGCCUGGCCGCUCAACAACGGCAUCCGGCGGCAGCUCUGGCCCGCCCUCAUCAGCCAGCACGCCAGCGUCAACAAGGCCAUCGAGGGUUACUACUGGGAGAUGGUCUGCCAGGUGCUGGGAACAAGUGAGAUACCGGAGAACUCGAUCAUGCUGCCGCCGUUCGUCGACAGCUCCCAUUGCCUGUCCUACAAUCUGACGCGCCGGGGCAGGAGCGUCGCCGACAGGAUCGUCUCCAUACUGGGAUUCGCCUGCCCGGACAUCACUUACAGCCCGUGGUUGUAUCCCAUAACCGCGAUUUUAUUGCAUUUUUUGACGGAGGAGCAGUGUUACAAUUGCAUACAAUAUUUAAUAGGAUCUAAGAAGAAAAUGUUUAUCACACAAACCAAGCUCGUUUACGAAUGCACAUGGAAAACGGUCGAACAAAUUACCAAAAAACAUGUGAAAUCGGCUGCGAUGCAUUUGACCAGACACCUCUCGGGCUCUCGAGCCGAGAGAAUCUACAUGGACUGGAUCUGGUGGAUUCUGCAGCUGUUGCCGUUUCAACAUCUAGUCAGAGUUAUGGACUGUUUUUUGCACGAGGGCAUCAAGGUCUUCUAUAGGGUAGCGAUGGCGAUCAUUUUGCUGUUUUACAAGUACUCGUCGAAUCAGGAUUCUGAGUGGAUGGCCGAGAUUAAUAAGCACGGCGUGGAUCAGGCCCUCUCAAAGUUCUGCCGGCAGAUGCCUGUAUCGCCGGCAAAAUUUCUGAAAACUGCAUUCGGCAUUCGGAAUCUGACCUCGAAUUACAUAUCGCGGGUGUUUAUAAGCACCGAAAUGAAUCUCCGUAGCCGUUACGCCAUGACCGGAUCCAACUCGCUGGUCAAGUCGCGAUCCACCGACACCCUGCCGACCAGCCAGUCGCAGAUGAACAUCCAGAUGAUGUCUCACACUCUCACGAUUCGCGAGCAAGAAUGUGAAGACUCUUACAAAGACAGGGGCGCCCACAGUCCCGGACCACGCGCCCAAUCCCUGGGCGUUUAUCCCAUACAAAACAUUAAAUCGCAGAUAUGCGAUCAGCCCGAUCUCUUCACCCUGUGGUCCUGGUUGCCCGUAAGAAUUACCAUGUACCAGCCGGUCCUUUUGUAUACGACUGAAGAACACGGCUGUUCGCUGACAACGUUCUACGUUCGUGUAGAAAAAUACGAGCCAACCCUCAUGAUGAUCAAGACUUGUAACAAUGAGGUUUUUGGUGCGUAUUGUUCGACCCGCUGGUGCGAGAGAAAUUUGAAGGACGACAAGGGCAACAGACAGGCCUACUUCGGCACGGGUGAGACAUUCCUGUUCAGUCUAUAUCCCGAGAGAGCGAAGUACGCCUGGGUCGGCAUGGACACGGCCCACAGCGAUUCCAAAGUCGAUCAUUCGGCCGAGCUGUUCAUGGCGGCCGACGCGAAGAUGUUAACCAUCGGCGGUGGCGAGGGUCAAGCAAUAUGGAUGGACGAGAACAUCAGGUACGGCAAAACGGAUCGCUGCUCCACGUUCAACAAUCCGCCGCUGUGUGCGAGCGGCGACUUUGAGAUACGCGUCCUCGAGGUCUAUGGUUUUCACGGCGCUUAAAAUUGAGCGAGCGAAAAGAUUUAAAGAAAAAAAACAAACAAACAAACUAAGCAGCAGUAGUAGAAACAAUGAAGUUAUAGGAACAAAAACAAAAUAAAUAGAAAACAAAAAUGAACGGCAGCAUUAUUAAUAAUAAUUAAAGAAAAAAAAAAGAGUAACGAGUAUUCGAUUUCCUUACUGCCAUUACGAGCGUCUCUCUCUAUAUAAUAUACUGUAUGUAUCUAUAUGCGUGUAUAACGAACAUAUAAUCUAUUUUUCUGCUCUCACUCAGCAAUUUACAUUUAGAAGAUACACUCGAAAAUAUUGAUAAAUAUAUACAUUUGUAUAUAUUCCAAUUGUCGUUAGGUUCGUUACGAUUUUUUUUCAUUAAACCAAAUGUUGAACUUUCUCGUUAUCGAAGAAAAAAAGAAAGAAAGAAAAAAUCGAUGAGAGAGAAACAAUCCCUCGUUCGCCUAAUGAUUAGCUAUUUUUUAUUAAAACAAAAAACAAAACAUAUAUAUGAUGUGUAAAUGCCUUGCUAUCAAAGCUAUUGCCCAUCGAUUCGUGAGAAUCUUCGAUUAUAAAAAUUAGACGUAUAGGUACUCGAAAGCAAAGAAAAAAACUUACACACGGUUUCGUUACAAUUACAACACGAACGUAGAGAGACCAAGAUUUGCACGAAUGAGUAAUUUUUAUUGAAUCGCCAUUGUAAUUAUUUUACAAUGACAAAGUUAAAAGAGCAACCAAAUUUUGUUUUCUUCUGCGUAAAAAGAGAAUACUUGAUUGUUUUUCAUCCGUUGAAUAGAACGGCACGAGGCCUAUAUACAGAUUCGAAUGAACAAAUAUGUAUUCAUAUAGUCUAUUUUCUAUAAAUAUAUAUUGUAUAUUACAAUUGUGUUUGUCCUUGUUGACAUAUAUUCGGAAAGAAUACAUGAAUGAAAAAAAAAUGCUUUAUACAAAUUAAAUCAACAAAAAUAUGUGUACAGAGGCUAACGGCCGGUCGCUAGUACUCUGUGCCAUGAAAAAUAUGUUGAUAGUCGCGUAAAAAAAUCUGUUAUUAUCGACAUUAAUUGUUUGUAAUAUCUGACAAUAACAAUUAUAAAAAUGACACAACAAAAUAGAUUUUUGAUCAAAACACACGUAGUUGAAUGAUUCUUUGUGUAUCUUUUUUGUACCCUCUACUUGAAAAAAAUGAAAAACGAACGAUAUGAUUCAAUAGUGAGAUUACUUAAAAAAUUGUUGAAUCAGAGAUUUAAGAUAAUUCAUUUAAAACCAUUGUGUAAAUAUUAUAUUUAAUCGUGUCUGUUUAUAAUUUAUAAAAAUGCAUUGAUAUUUGUACAAACGCGAGUUGUUUCAUAGCGAUUUAUUUAUCAUUUAGGCUUGUUAUAUUUAUAUUGUAGCUUUACGUCGAUGUUAGUAAAAAAAUGUUUAAGUUUGUUUUUUAUAUUGUAACAAGUCUCUCUUUCCUGUGUAUAUAUUAUAAAUAUUUUAUCGUAUUAUGAACUAGGCGAACGUAAACUAUCGGAAAUAAUGUAAUUUGGUAGUUGGUGCUGGCGCACGCGAGUCUGUGAGAGAAAGAAAGAAAAAAUGGAAGACUAGUCGAAUGACAUCUCAUCAGUUUCAUUCUAUAUAUGAUAAAUUAAUUAAUUACGAACGAUACAUGUAUUUUGCAUACACGUUUCUAUAUAUUGUCGUAGAGUUCAGACAAAAUAAAGUGGCUGGCACCACCGCAAAGAAAAAGCGAUCAAAAUUUUCGUUUUAGAAAAAAAAUAUAAAUAUAUAUAAACAUAUAUGUAUUUUUUCAACAAUUUUAAGCUUCGCAAAAUAAGCAUUAUUACUAUUUUUUCUCGCACAUAUAACUGAGCAUAUGAACAUACAAAAUACACACGGAUAUGAUCAGAUAAAGCGCAUGUAUAUCUAACCAUGAAAGUAUUUCUAAACUAUAAAAGAUGUCGAAUAAAUUAUCAUGACCCCAAGUGUAGUAUUAUGUAGUAGCAAAUGAGAGAGGACUGAAAAUGUCACAUGACUAUUAUAUUUAUAUAAAACAACAAAUCAUCGAUAAUUCGUUUGCUUGAAUGCUGUAAAUUAUAUAAGAAAAGAUAUAGCAAACUUUUAGUUGUCUUCUAUGAUAAAAAAAAUAUGUUUUUACCAAAGUGUGCGUAAGACAUGAGAGCUUACGUGUGCGCACUACACUCACAAAACGGUAUUGUUGAAUAAAAAGCACGUUAUGCAGUAUGAUUGAACAAUACGAAUGAUUUUAUGUCUAUAACAAACGCUGUAUAGAUUACAAAUCGAAUAUCGAAAAGUUUUAAAUAGUUGUUAAAGAAAAAUCGAAAAAAUGCAUGAAAAAACCCAAAUCAAUUGUUGAAGCAUUAUUUAAACUUAGAGAAAAAAGAUUAGAUUGCAUUAGAAAUAGAGAGUGCACGAAUAAUCCUGUGCGCGUAACGAUGCAUAUCAUAACAGUCACGCCGAGCGUGAAACGAAUCAUUCGAUGUUUUUGUGCAAUUACAGUUCACAUCCGAGAGCAAAUUAACUGUAAUAAAUCUUUGUAGACUUAUAUAAAAAGUAGAGAUGCAAAUAAAAGUUGAAUUUAUAAUGUCUGUUGAACACGUGAGAUGCGUUUGUUUUUUUUCUUGCGAGGAAAAAAGCGCGUAUUUAGCAUAAUACAAAUACUUAGUUGGUACUCUUGUGUUAUUACAAUGGAUCUCAUGUUAUAAAAUAUUAAUUUACGAAAAAGAAACAGAAUGCAGUUAAAAUAAUGCAAUAGAAUUUCAGUUUAGAGGAAAAAUCCUUUUUUCAAGCAAUACCUACUACUGCUACUACUACUACUACUACUACUACAACUAUUACUACUACUAUUUUUGAGAUUGAAAGCGUCGAUAAAAAUAACGCAGAGUAUCAACGCUUUCUUUUUUCGAAAAAACCUCUGUACAAAUUCAAAGAUAAUUUAAUUACUUUUACUGCGUGCAAGUGUAAUUGCCUGAUGUCAAUUGUAAAAAGAUUGAGUUUAAGUAUGUAUCAAUUCAUAUUAAUCGCAAAUAACGAACUAGAACAAUUAAAAGUGAGUCUUUUAAGCUAUACUAUA